AAAAAUCAUAAAAAGAGACUAUAGAGAAACUCAAAGAAGAGAGAGAAGAGUAGAACAUGAGUCGGAGAAAGCGGUUUUGGGGAUUUGGUAACGUCUGAUUCAGGUCUUUAGCGGGCGAAGAAACAACAAACAAAGCACAACACUGCUUCUUACAAGUGUUUAUUGAGUUUGAGCCUGGAAAUGAGCGCAGUGAGAAGACAAAGGCACAGUGGUUUUGUAACUGAAACCCACCAACAUAGCAGCUACAUAUAAUCACAGUCAGUUACACUAGUCUACUUGUAAUUAUGAUUACUUACAAUACAUAACUGAACCGACGUCUCUUCUCUGCUUUGCCAUCUAUAUUUCCAUCUCUUUCUCAGCUCGUUUUUCUUUCUUUCUUACUGCCUUUUCUUCUUCAUUAAUGGGGUAGUUUACCCUCUUCUGCUUGAAGGGAUUUUCGUUUCUUUCUUUCCUUCCUUUGAAAUUUUGUUAAGUGGUUUACUGGUUUGAAAACGACAUCGUUCCUGUGGUUGUUUAUUUGAUGGCUCAUGUUGAAACUAAUCUUGGGGGCUCAUCGAUUUCUCAAGUGGAAGCAGGAAGCAAUGAUCUGUACAAGGAGCUUUGGAAGGCAUGUGCGGGGCCACUGGUUGAAGUUCCUCGACCCGGAGAAAGAGUUUUCUACUUCCCUCAGGGUCACGUGGAACAAUUAGAAGCAUCGACAAAUCAGGAACUGGACCAUCAAAAACCUUUGUUUGAUCUUCCUUAUAAGAUCCUUUGUCGAGUUGUUAACAUUCAUUUACUGGCUGAGCAAGAGACGGACGAGGUUUAUGCUCAGAUCACUUUGCUACCAAAUGAAGAUCAAAGUGAACCUACAAGUCCUGAUCCCUGCCCAUCAGAGCCUCCAAAGCAAACGGUUCAUUCGUUUUGUAAGAUUUUAACGGCUUCAGAUACAAGCACCCAUGGGGGGUUCUCUGUUCUUCGCAAGCACGCCACUGAAUGCCUUCCUCCGUUGGACAUGACCCAAACAACCCCAACCCAGGAAUUGGUAGCCAAAGAUCUGCAUGGGUAUGAGUGGCGAUUCAAACAUAUAUUUAGAGGUCAACCACGGAGACAUUUGCUUACUACCGGGUGGAGUACCUUUGUUACCUCCAAAAGGCUGGUUGCAGGAGACGCUUUUGUGUUUUUGAGAGGUGAGAAUGGGGAAUUACGAGUGGGGGUUCGGCGUCUUGCUCGUCAGCAGAGCUCCAUGCCUUCAUCUGUGAUAUCCAGCCAGAGUAUGCAUUUAGGAGUGCUUGCUACAGCUUCUCAUGCUGUUACAACCCAAACUCUCUUUGUUGUAUACUACAAGCCAAGGACAAGCCAGUUCAUUAUCAGCUUAAACAAGUACCUAGAAGCUGUUAAUAAUAGGUUUUCUGUUGGCAUGCGUUUUAAGAUGAGAUUUGAGGGAGAAGACUCUCCUGAGAGAAGAUUCAUGGGCACCAUAAUUGGGGUUGGAGAUAAUUCUUUGGAGUGGCCAGGCUCUAAAUGGCGGUCGUUGAAGAUUCAAUGGGAUGAGCCAGCUACAAUUCAAAGGCCAGAGAGGGUGUCUCCAUGGGAGAUAGAGCCUUGUGUAGCUUCUGCACCAUUAAGUGUUGCUCAACCAGCUGUUAAGAGCAAGAGACCCCGAUCCAUUGAUGUUCCAGCUUCUGAAAUUUCUACAAAUUCGGCAUCCUCAGCCUUUUGGUAUCAAGGAUCAACCCAUUCCCAUGAAUUAACUCAAUUAGCUGGUGCCACUGAAGACCAAAGCUCUGAAAGCCAAGUUCUCUGGCCUUUGAGGCAGAAAGAACUUGAUAGCAAUCAUUUGAAUGGCAGUAAUGUCUGUAGCUCAAGGGUUGCACCUGAAGGCAUUUGGCCUACUUCUCCUCAUCUGAGUGUUUCUUUAAACCUGUUCCGGGAUACAACAGAUAACAACAAAAACAGUGCGGCACGGUCUAUUCUGUCUAGUUUUUCCUCUAGGCCAAGUGAUGGCUUACUUAAUGAUCAGGCAGAAAAAGGGAAGAAGUCUGAGACUUCCAUGGGUUGUCGGUUGUUUGGAAUUGACCUGAAACAUAACUCUAACAUUGCUACUCCUUUAGCCAAGGAAGUUAUAGAUUCAACUUUUGAUUCAUAUUGCAUUAAAGGGUCUAUUCCAGCAGCAUCUGAUUCUGAUAAGGCCCAAAAUUCGGAUUUUUUAAAGAAGGAACUAAAGCAAGUGACAUCGGAGGCAUUACUAAAAGAGACACAGAACAAGCGGGGUUCAGCUACUUCCGCAAGAACUCGCACGAAGGUUCAAAUGCAAGGAAUUGCUGUUGGGCGUGCUGUUGAUUUAACUAUGUUGAAAGGGUAUGAUGAUCUUAUUGAUGAACUAGAGAAGAUGUUUGAAAUUAAAGGACAACUUCGUCCAUGUGACAAAUGGAAAGUGGUUUUUACUGAUGAUGAGGGUGAUAUGAUGCUUGCCGGCGAUGAUCCAUGGCAGGAAUUCUGUAAGUUGGUGAAGAAGAUCUUCAUAUAUUCAUGUGAAGAAGUGAAGAAGAUGAGCCCAAGAUGCAAGCUUAAUGUAUCAUCUGUAAAGGGUGAAGGGACUGUUAUAAGCCGGGACGACUCAGAUCAUAAGUCUGAAAUUUGAAAGUACAAACACCGUAUUUAUUUUACAUUUUUUCUUUUAAAGUAAGGGUGGUGCCAAUUUAAUUUGCUCAGGUUUUUUGGAGCUUUGAAUGAAGAAGUUGGGCUAGGUUUUGACGGAAGAGUUAACAGACUCUUACUGUUAAAAUUUAGAGGAACUUAUGAAGGUUUUAGUAAUAGCAUGUUUAUACCUGGUUUUGUGGGAUGGUGUGGUUUUAAUGUAGUGCAGUUUGUAAAAAUAUAUACAUGAUACCUUCUUGGCAUUUGAUUUUUCUGCAAGUAGAAAGUUGUGACCAUUUGGCCUGUAACUAGUUUCAUUAUUUAUGCCUGACGAAUAGCAUGCCCUUAUUUUCUUGCCUUGAAAAUUCCUGGUUUGUGGUUUUCC
Molecule: messenger RNA, 3004 nt
Organism: Pistacia vera
Lineage: Eukaryota; Viridiplantae; Streptophyta; Magnoliopsida; Sapindales; Anacardiaceae
Product: auxin response factor 9-like
Exons: 14
Coding region: 521-2623 (700 amino acids)
Biological process (GO): regulation of DNA-templated transcription; response to hormone
Cellular component (GO): nucleus
Molecular function (GO): DNA binding; protein binding
Source: RefSeq, a predicted model, not a curated record